This is a messenger RNA of Abrus precatorius (Indian licorice), 4382 nucleotides long. Its product is annotated as elongator complex protein 1. Gene Ontology annotation, cellular component: cytosol; elongator holoenzyme complex. The transcript is spliced from 5 exons. Gene Ontology annotation, molecular function: protein binding; tRNA binding. The record is from RefSeq and is a predicted model, not a curated record. Lineage: Eukaryota; Viridiplantae; Streptophyta; Magnoliopsida; Fabales; Fabaceae. The coding region runs from base 113 to 4066 and encodes 1317 amino acids. Gene Ontology annotation, biological process: tRNA wobble base 5-methoxycarbonylmethyl-2-thiouridinylation.
AGUGUGAAGGAAAACAGAAGAAAGCAAUAAGCAGAGCUGCGGAGUGCUUAAAUUAAGUUAAACCCUACACAGUGAAGAGGCGGCGAAGCGAAGGGUUUUGGGGAAGAAGAGGAUGAAGAACUUGAAGCUCUUCUGGGAGGUUCCGUUGGGGCUUCCCUUCCAUUCCGAGAAUGAAACCUUACGAUUUAGCGCCUUAGACAUUGAACGCAACCGCCUCUUCUUCCUCUCUUCUCUCAAUUUCAUUUACACUUCCAAUCUCUCUUCUUUCCACGAAAAAGGUGCUUGGAGCCGUAAAACCUCAUUGCCUGCUGAUGUCGGCGCCGUCGAUCUGGAACCCGGCGAUUCCGUCACUUCCUUCGAUUACCUUAUGGAGAAAGAAGCGCUUCUUCUCGGAACUUCCAACGGCCUAUUGUUGCUUCACAAUGUCGACGACGCUCACUCAACGGAUGUCGUUGGCAAGGUUGACGGCGCUGUCAACUCCGUUUCCCUUAGCCCUGACGGAGAACUCAUCGCCGUAACCACAUCUUUUGCGCAACUUCUCGUGAUGACGCACGAUUGGGAUUUGUUGUACGAAACUCCGCUUCACGAUCCUCCCGAAGAAGGCUAUCACGUAAGUGAAGAUAACUUUAUUCCUAUAUCUUGGCGAGGAGAUGGAAAGUACUUUGCUACAAUGAGUGGUGUGAGCGGUAGUGAUCCGUUGCUUAAGAAACUUACCGUUUGGGAACGCGAUUCCGGGGAGUUGCUGGCUUCUUCGGAGCUGAAAGCUUUUGCCGGAGCGGUUUUGGAGUGGAUGCCCAGUGGUGCUAAAAUUGCGACUGUUUGUGAGGGGAAAGAUGAGAACGAUUGUCCCUCUGUUGUUUUCUUUGAGAGAAAUGGGUUAGAAAGAAGUAAAUUUAGUGUCAAUGAAGGGAUUGAUGCAAAGGUUAAAUCUCUGAAGUGGAAUUGCAGUUCUGAUCUUCUUGCGGGGGUUGUUGAAUGUGAAAAUUAUGAUGCUAUAAAGAUAUGGUAUUUUAGCAACAACCACUGGUAUUUGAAGCAUGAAAUUAGAUACUUGAAGCAAGAUGAAGUCAGCUUCAUUUGGAAUCCGACAAAGCCUCUGCAACUUAUUUAUUGGACUCUUGGUGGUCAGAUCACAGUUUCCAACUUUGUCUGGAUCACGGCUGUUAUGGAGAAUUCUAUUGCACUAGUCAUUGAUGGUGCCAAUAUUCGUGUAACCCCGCUUUCCUUAUCCUUAAUGCCGCCUCCUAUGUAUUUAUUUAGUCUGAAAUUUUCUUCUCAUGUCCGGGGUAUGGCAGUAUAUUGCAAAAAUUCUAAGAACCAGUUAGCUGCAUUUCUUUCAGAUGGGAGUUUAUGUGUUGUAGAGCUCCCGUCAAUUGAAACCUGGGAAGAGCUAGAGGGGAAAGAAUUUAGGGUUGAAGCCUCUCAUACUGAAAUGGCAACUGGAUCCAUUUUACAUCUUUUAUGGUUGGAUUCCCGUUCGCUAUUAGCUGUUUCUCAUUAUGGUUUCAGUCACAGUAAUUUUUUGUUUCAAACCUCACCGAGUGAGGGUGAACUUCGAGGCUUCUACUUGCAAGAAAUUGAAUUGGAAUGUUCUGAGGACCUUGUCCCAGAGUUACUGACAUGCUCGGGCUGGCAUGCUACAGUUUCAAAGCGAAAUACCCUUGAGGAGCUGGUUAUUAGCCUCGCUCCAAAUCCUGCUAGUAAAUAUUCUGCAUAUAUGCAGUUUUCUGGGGGGAAAAUCCAAGAGUAUGUAUCAAAAAUUGGGAUUAAUAGAGGAUCUCUAGAACAGGAACGUCAUGAUUUUUCAGCAACUUGUGCCCAGAUGAGUGUAGUUCUAGUUGACAGUGCUGGUCUAUCAAAACCCGUGCUUUUCGGACUGGAUGAGAUUGGCAGACUGCAUGUUAAUGGGCAAAUAGUUUGCAACAACUGCAGCAGUUUCUCAUUUUACUCAAAUUUGGCAGACCAAGUGAUUACACAUCUUAUUCUUGCAACUAAACAAGAUUUGCUUUUUAUUGUUGACAUUGUUGAUAUAUUUAAUGGUGAGUUAGACUCAAAGUAUGUGAACUUUGUCCACGUUAACAGCAGGAAAAAAGAAGAAAAUGAAAUCUACAUAAAUAUAUGGGAGAGAGGUGCAAAAAUUGCUGGGGUUUUACAUGGAGAUGAAGCUGCCAUUAUACUACAAACUGCUCGGGGAAACCUGGAAUGUAUAUACCCGAGAAAGUUGGUUUUGGUUUCUAUCAUUAAUGCCUUGGUUCAAAAACGCUUUAAAGAUGCAUUACUUAUGGUUAGGAGGCAUAGGAUAGAUUUCAAUGUAAUUGUUGAUUACUGUGGUUGGCAAGCAUUUUCACAAUUGGCUGCUGAAUUUGUCAGGCAAGUUAAUAAUCUGGGUUACAUAACAGAGUUUGUUUGUUCUGUAAAGAAUGAAAAUAUUAUAGAGAAACUCUACAAAAAUUAUGUGUCUGUCCCCCCUCCAAAGGUUGGUAUGCAUGCUGGAGCCUUCCAGAAUUAUCCUGCUGGUAACAAAGUUUCUUCCAUUCUGAUGGCUGUAAGAAAAGCACUUGAGGAUCACAUCACAGAAAGUCCUGCUAGGGAGCUUUGCAUUUUGACCACUCUAGCUCAGAGUGAUCCUCCAUUACUUGAAGAUGCUCUAAAGAGAAUAAAAGUUAUUCGUGAAAAGGAAUUGUCUCAUGCAGAUGACCAGAGGGGAACGUCUUACCCUUCUGCUGAAGAAGCUUUGAAGCAUCUUUUGUGGUUAGCGGAUUCUGAUGCUGUCUAUGAUGCUGCUUUGGGUCUUUAUGAUUUAAAUCUUGCAGCUAUUGUGGCAUUGAAUGCUCAGAAAGAUCCAAAAGAAUUUCUUCCAUUCUUGCAGGAAUUGGAGCGUAUGCCUGCUCCAUUAAUGCAAUAUAAUAUUGAUCUUAGGCUGAAAAGGUUUGAGCAAGCUCUCAGACACAUAUCUUCAGCUGGAGAUUCUUAUUAUGAUGAUUGUAUGACACUUGUGAAGAAAAACCCUCAACUGUUUCCAUUGGCUCUUCAAAUUUUUACUGACCCUACCAAGCGGAUGCCAUUCCUUGAGGCAUGGGGGGAUUAUCUUAGUGAUGAAAAAUGCUUUGAAGAUGCUGCAACAAUGUACUUGUCCUGUUUCAAUCUUGAUAAGGCUCUGAAGUCUUAUCGUGCUUUUAAUUGCUGGAGUGGGGUGCUUACAGUUGCUGGGUUCCUUAAUCUGGGAAAGGAUGAGAUACUGCUUCUCGCCAGUGAGCUGUGUGAGGAACUUCAAGUGCUUGGUAAACCUGGGGAGGCUGCCAAAAUUGCCCUGGAAUACUGCAGAGAUGUUAACACUGGUGUGAAUUUGUUGAUUUCUGCAAGGGACUGGGAGGAGGCUUUGAGGGUUGUUUUUAUGCAUAGAAGAGAGGACUUAAUUACAGCAGUGAAGAAUGCAUCAUUGGAAUGUGCAACCACACUUAGCAGUGAAUAUGAGGAAGGCUUAGAGAAAGUGGGCAAGUACUUGGCCCGUUACUUGGCUGUUCGACAAAGAAGACUACUUCUUGCUGCAAAGCUCCAGUCAGAGGAACGUGCAGCAAGUGAUCUUGACGACGAUACCGCUUCAGAAGCUAGCAGUAAUUUUAGCGGAAUGAGCGCAUACACCACAGGGACCAGAAAAAGUUCUGCUGCUUCUAUUAGCUCAUCUGCAACGAGCAAGGCAAGAGACGCUAGGCGGCAAAGGAAAAGAGGAAAAAUCCGUCCUGGGAGUCCCGAUGAGGAGAUGGCCUUAGUGGAGCAUUUGAAAGGCAUGUCCCUGACAGUGGAAGCUAGACGUGAGGUUAAAUCUUUGUUGGUUUCCCUUGUGAUGUUUGGUGAGGGUGAAACAGCUAGAAAGCUACAGCAAAUGGGGGAAAACUUUCAACUGUCUCAGAUGGCAGCAGUUAGAUUAGCUGAAGAUACAAUAUCUAAUGAUAUCAUAAAUGAGUAUGAACAUACGUUGGAGCAAUAUACCCGAAAAGUAAGGAUUGAAAUGCACAAUUCAGAGGCUUUCUGUUGGCGGAUUAAAGUAUUUCAAUCGUACGAGUGAAUGUUGCAAAUUGACAUAGAAGUAUCUAAUUUCCAACUUUAUCUCGGAUGUCCCUGCAUGCAGUUUGAUGCUGAUGGCAUCUUUCCUUUAGGGCUUGUCCGUUCAGAACUAUUAAUGUACAAAUACUCUGAAUUGAUUGUGCUACACUGAACAUCUACAUUAACAAUGAAAGUUGGUUAGUUCCCGAGAUGUGUGGAUUGACUAUAUGGAUCAUUUAACGGGAUAAUUUAUGGUUGUGACCAAAUGGUUCUCAAAUUCGAAUAAUUUGUGACAUUCUGCCCUUCCAACUUUAGACUUCAUGCUUCGUUUAUAAAUU